Molecule: messenger RNA, 6152 nt
Organism: Salvelinus fontinalis (brook trout)
Lineage: Eukaryota; Metazoa; Chordata; Actinopteri; Salmoniformes; Salmonidae
Product: acetylcholine receptor subunit alpha-like
Exons: 10
Coding region: 520-1902 (460 amino acids)
Biological process (GO): regulation of membrane potential; chemical synaptic transmission; signal transduction
Cellular component (GO): postsynaptic membrane; neuron projection; synapse
Molecular function (GO): acetylcholine-gated monoatomic cation-selective channel activity; transmembrane signaling receptor activity
Source: RefSeq, a predicted model, not a curated record
GUACCACCUCCCAGUGAGCGUUCCCAGCUGUCCCCCAGUACCACCUCCCAGUGAGCGCUCCCAGCUGUCCCCCAGUACCACCUCCCAGUGAGCGCUCCCAGCUGUCCCCCAGUACCACAUGCUGUCUGGCUGCUACUGAGGGUUUAACAAUAGCUCAGUCCUACUGCCCCAGAGACCACAGCCGAGCAAAGUAGAGCACAGAUAAGCAGAGAGACCAUGUUGGGAUAGGAUCUAGUCUCUUACAAGAUUACUCUGAGACCCAGAGUAGAGCAGAACAGACUAGAGAAGAGUAGUACAGAGUAGAACAGACUAGAGAAGAGUAGAAAAGAGAAGAGCAGAGUAGAACAGAACAGACUAGAGAAGAGUAGAAAAGAGCAGAGCAGAGUAGAACAGGGAAGAGAACAGAGCAGGUUAGAGGACUCUGAAAGUUUAGCCAACUGUCGUUUGGUUGACAACUCAACCCAGGUCAUAAAGAUAUAAACACUCAGAGAAAAUAUAAACCGUCAUCUUAUUUAACAGAUGUUUUAUUUGAAGGUACACACUCUUCUUGUUGGGAUUCUGGUUGUUUUAGCAGGUUCAGCCAGGUGUUCAGAAGAUGAGACGCGUCUGGUUAAAACCCUGUUCACCGGCUAUAACAAGGUGGUCCGCCCUGUCAAUCACUUCAGAGAUCCGGUGGUGGUGACUGUAGGCUUGCAGCUCAUCCAGCUCAUUAGUGUGGAUGAAGUCAAUCAAAUUGUGACCAGUAAUGUGCGGCUGAAACAGAUAUGGGAGGACGUGAAUCUGAAGUGGAACCCUGAUGAUUAUAGUGGAAUUAAGAAGAUCAGAAUCCCUUCCACAGACAUCUGGCGUCCUGACCUUGUGCUCUAUAACAAUGCAGAUGGAGACUUUGCAAUCGUCCAUGAGACCAAGGUGCUGCUGGAGCACACAGGUCUGAUCACCUGGAACCCUCCGGCCAUCUUUAAGAGCUACUGUGAGAUCAUUGUGCUUCACUUCCCCUUCGACCUGCAGAACUGCAGUAUGAAGCUGGGGACAUGGACCUACGACGGCAACCUGGUAGUGGUCAACCCGGACAACGACCGGCCUGACCUGAGUAACUUCAUGGAGAGUGGUGAGUGGGUGAUGCAGGACUAUAGGAGCUGGAAGCACUGGGUGUACUAUGCCUGCUGCCCUGACACGCCCUACCUGGAUAUCACCUACCACUUCCUGAUGCUGAGGCUGCCUCUCUACUUUAUCGUCAACGUCAUCAUCCCCUGCAUGCUGUUCUCCUUUCUGACUGGACUGGUCUUCUACCUCCCCACUGACUCUGGUGAGAAGAUGACCCUGUCUAUCUCUGUCCUGCUGUCUCUCACUGUGUUUCUGCUGGUCAUCGUGGAGCUCAUCCCCUCCACCUCCAGUGCGGUGCCUCUCAUUGGGAAGUACAUGCUCUUCACCAUGGUCUUCGUCAUAGCUUCCAUCGUCAUCACCGUCAUCGUCAUCAACACACACCACCGCUCUCCCAGUACACACACAAUGCCCCAGUGGGUCCGCAAGAUUUUCAUCGACACAAUCCCCAAUUUCAUGUUCUUCUCGACUAUGAACCGUCCAUCCAGGGACAGGCAGGAGAAGAGGAUCCACCCGACUGACUUUGACAUCUCCGACAUCUCGGGCAAGCCUGCCCCUGCCUCUGUCACCUUCCAGUCCCCCAUCACCAAGAACCCGGACGUCCGCAGCGCCGUCGAGGGGGUCAAGUACAUCGCAGAGACCAUGAAGUCUGACGAAGAGUCCAACAAUGCUGCUGAGGAGUGGAAGUUUGUAGCCAUGGUCCUGGAUCACAUCUUGCUGUGUGUGUUCAUGGCUGUGUGUAUCAUCGGCACCAUGGGAGUGUUUGCUGGACGUCUCAUUGAGCUGAGCAUGCAGGACUAAAGGAGAGACCUAGCUGGAGUCAACCUGGUCUGGCCACACUCUGGUUCUCCUGCUCGCUCUGACACCUGUCUGCUGUGCCUCUACCCCGAGUCAUCUGGUCUGUCCACACUCUGGUUCUCCUGCUCGCUCUGACACCUGUCUGCUGUGCCUCUACCCCGAGUCAUCUGGUCUGUCCACACUCUGGUUCCCCUGCUCGCUCUGACACCUGUCUGCUGUGACUCUACCCCGAGUCAUCUGGUCUGUCCACACUCUGGUUCUCCUGCUCGCUCUGACACCUGUCUGCUGUGACUCUACCCCGAGUCAACCUGGUCUGUCCACACUCUGGUUCUCCUGCUCGCUCUGACACCUGUCUGCUGUGCCUCUACCCCGAGUCAUCUGGUCUGUCCACACUCUGGUUCUCCUGCUCGCUCUGACACCUGUCUGCUGUGACUCUACCCCGAGUCAUCUGGAAAUGACAAUCAAUCGAUUGAUUGAGCGUUCCAUCGUUCCUCAUGUGGAACGAAGGAUGCAUAGUAUAUUGGUUUAACAAACUCUGCAUAACGGCUCUGAUUGUGAGCACUCUGGUACUCUUAUGGCACUGUGGAUGAGGGAGGUCACAUUAUGGCACUGUGGAUGAGGGAGAUCACAUUAUGGCACUGUGGAUGAGGGAGGUCACAUUAUGGCACUGUGGAUGAGGGAGAUCACAUUAUGGUACUGUGGAUGAGGGAGGACACAUUAUGGUACUGUGGAUGAGGGAGAUCACAUUAUGGUACUAUGGAUGAGGGAGAUCACAUUAUGGCACUGUGGAUGAGGGAGAUCACAUUAUGGUACUAUGGAUGAGGGAGAUCACGUUAUGGUACUGUGGAUGAGGGAGGUCACAUUAUGGUACUAUGGAUGAGGGAGAUCACAUUAUGGUACUAUGGAUGAGGGAGAUCACAUUAUGGCACUGCGGAUGAGGGAGGUUACAUUAUGGUACUAUGGAUGAGGGAGGCCACAAGCAGCUGGUAGUGCAUCUUGGCCUUGUAGCAUGAUCUUUAUUGACGAUCAGAAAUUCAGUUUGAAUGAGUUUCUCAACAUUGAUUUAGAAGUGGUCCAGUCUUGUGGAUGGGCUGUUGCUUAUUCAAUAAAGAUAACAGUGCAGGGGCUGCUGGGAAACUACACGAGGUUUUAUCUUGUCCGAUGUUAGGGUUUUUUCUCCUCCUUCUGCCAAAUGUCAUCAUGGUUGUAUUUUUAGAUUUGGUUAGAUGUGGAAAGAAUUGAGUGAAUAAAAAUAAUAUCUACUUCCAGAUAAGCCUGUCUUUUUUUCUUCUUUUUUUUACAUUGACAGGGACUGCAUAAACUUUGGUUAGUAAAAUAAUUGUGCAUGUCAUUUGCUCCAUUAAGAAGAUAAACUGUGCGCUGGGUCCUCUUUCUGUUGAAUAAAUUAUUAAAUUACCUUAUUUUACCUUAUUAUUUGAGAUUUUCCAAUAGUCAACACGACUCUGUUCUGUUCUCCUCUCAUCAGUAAACGUCUUUAUACACAGCACCAACUGUUCAAACUUGGACAAGUUGCACAUCUGGAAAUAUUGCAUCACCGCAAAGACCCCGGAUUGGAGAGAGAGAAGCGUUAAAUUCUCCCUGUCGGUUUUACGAAAACAGUCUUUCGAGCGACAUGACAAAUACAACGCUCGAAGAUUUGGACAGAAACAUAACUUAUUGAAGGAUGGCAGAUUGAUAAAACAUCAAAUUGCACUCUUGAUUGUUUGCAUAUUAUUUAAAAGUUCCGGGUACAAUGUGGAAAUCCCGAUGAAGCGGAAAUCGUGAGCUAAAGUUGUGUUUACGGUGAAGGAGUGGCUCAUACUGUCUCCAGAAACUCAGGAGAGGUGAAGGCCGAGAGUCCUCUGAAACACAACCCAGCCAAGCUGCACUGCCUCUUGACUGGCGACUGUGUCACCGUGCACUGCUCCCGGCCCGCCACAGGAGUUGCUAGUGCGCGAUGGGACAAGGACAUCCCUGCCGGCCAAACCCUCCCAGACGACGCUGGGCCAAUUGUGCGCCGCCCCAUGAGUCUCCCAGUCGCGGCCGACUGCGAUAGAGCCUGGACUCGAACCCAGAAUCUCUAGUGGCACAGCUAGCACUGCCUUAGACCACUGCUCCACUAGGGAGGCCCAUGGUACACUACCUUUCACCAGGCCCAUAGGGCACUACCUUUCACCAGGCCCAUAGGGCACUACCUUUCACCAGGCCCACGGUACACUACCUUUCACCAGGCCCACAGGGCACCACCUUUCACCAGGCCCACAGGGCACCACCUUUCACCAGGCCCACAGGGCACUACCUUUCACCAGGCCCACAGGGCACCACCUUUCACCAGGCCCAUAGGGCACUACCUUUCACCAGGCCCAUGGUACACUACCUUUCACCAGGCCCAUAGUGCACUACCUUUCACCAGGCCCACAGGGCACCACCUUUCACCAGGCCCAUAGGGCACUACCUUUCACCAGGCCCAUGGUACACUACCUUUCACCAGGCCCAUAGUGCACUACCUUUCACCAGGCCCAUAGGGCACUAUCUUUCACCAGGCCCAUAGGGCACUAUCUUUCACCAGGCCCAUAGUGCACUACCUUUCACCAGGCCCAUAGGGCACUACCUUUCACCAGGCCCAUAGUGCACUACCUUUCACCAGGCCCAUAGGGCACUAUCUUUCACCAGGCCCAUAGGGCACUAUCUUUCACCAGGCCCAUAGUGCACUACCUUUCACCAGGCCCAUAGGGCACUAUCUUUCACCAGGCCCAUAGGGCACUACCUUUCACCAGGCCCAUAGGGCACUACCUUUCACCAGGCCCAUAGGGCACUACCUUUCACCAGGCCUAUAGGGCUCUGAUCAAAGGUAGUGCACUAUGUAGUCGAAGUACUAUAGUUCAACCUAUGGGCCUUUGGCCAAAAGUAGUGCACUAUGUAGGGAAUAGGGUUCAUUUUUGGGAUGCAGGCCCAUACGGCUCGUUCUCCUGGCUACUGUAGUCAUGGUGUUUAAUGGAAUGGGACUAGUAAAGGUGCUCCAUUAUCUGUCAAUACACAUGAACGUACAGUAAACUCACUCACUCACUCACUCACUCACUCACUCACUCACUCACUCACUCACUCACUCACUCACUCUCUCCAAUUAUUCAAACCUGGAAUCCUAAACAAACUUUGUUGAACUGUGGUCUUAGUAUUUACAUUCCACAGUGGUAAACUGGAAAACAUUGACCAGGCCUUGUGUUCUCUCGUUGCCUGAGGAACCUGCUUCAGAGUGAUGUGUUCCCUAGAGGCUGUCCCUGGUCUGUUACAAUACUGAACCUGCUUCAGAGUGAUGUGUUCCCUAGAGGCUGUCCCUGAUCUGUUACAAUACUGAACCUGGUUUAGUGUUGAGUCUUCCCUGGUCUGUUACAGUACUGAACCUGGUUAAGAGUUGAGUCUUCCCUGGUCUGUUACAGUACUGAACCUGGUUUAGAGUUGAGUCUUCCCCGGUCUGUUACUGUACUGAACCUGGUUUAGAGUUGAGUCUUCCCUGGUCUGUUACAGUACUGAACCUGGUUUAGAGUUGAGUCUUCCCCGGUCUGUUACAGUACUGAACCUGGUUUAGAGUUGAGUCUUCCCUGGUCUGUUACAGUACUGAACCUGGUUUAGAGUUGAGUCUUCCCCGGUCUGUUACAGUACUGAACCUGGUUUAGAGUUGAGUCUUCCCCGGUCUGUUACAGUACUGAACCUGGUUAAGAGUUGAGUCUUCCCUGGUCUGUUACAGUACUGAACCUGGUUUAGAGUUGAGUCUUCCCCGGUCUGUUACAGUACUGAACCUGGUUUAGAGUUGAGUCUUCCCUGGUCUGUUACAGUACUGAACCUGGUUUAGAGUUGAGUCUUCCCCGGUCUGUUACAGUACUGAACCUGGUUUAGAGUUGAGUCUUCCCUGGUCUGUUACAGUACUGAACCUGGUUUAGAGUUGAGUCUUCCCCGGUCUGUUACAGUACUGAACCUGGUUUAGAGUUGAGUCUUCCCUGGUCUGUUACAGUACUGAACCUGGUUUAGAGUUGAGUCUUCCCCGGUCUGUUACAGUACUGAACCUGGUUUAGAGUUGAGUCUUCCCCGGUCUGUUACAGUACUGAACCUGGUUUAGAGUUGAGUCUUCCCCGGUCUGUUACUGUACUGAACCUGGUUUAGAGUUGAGUCUUCCCCGGUCUGUUACAGUACUGAACCUGGUUUAGAGUUGAGUCUUCCCUGGUCUGUUACAGUACUGAACCUGGUUUAGAGUUGAG